AUGACCACUCAAGCAGCCCCCCUCGGCCUCGGAAAUGACCCCCUCGACCCCAAUAGACUUGCACUCAGCAACGGACUGCAACAGGGAGACUUUUACAUUGGUCCUAUGAUACCACCCGUGAAUGCCACUCCGGUGCAAAGCAUCACUGAGUAUUUGGCCAAACGAGACGACAACUCAGACACAUUUGUGACACUUAAAGUUCUCCAAGUGAAUCGGGAGAGGGAUGGGGAAGUGAGUCAAGGGAAGCUACUGUUGCAUAAUGAACAUCUGGUGCUCUCACUGCUGCAAGAUCAACCCGGUGUUAUCCAUCAUCAAGGCUUCUUCAAGGACAGUGGACGAUUUAUUCUCGUGUUGGACUGCCUCAUUGCUCACUCGUACGCUAAGGACGAUGCGUACACGGACUUUGUCAACCUGCAGCAUUACGUCAUCAAGCAGAAACGGCUGGAGGAGAAGGAAGCUUUAGAACUGUUCUAUAAUGUCCUAUCCACGGUCGGAACACUCCACAAAAAGAACAUUGUUCACCGUGACUUGAAGCUGGGAAACCUUGUCCUCAACACAAGAACUCGCUCUGUGACCCUCACCAACUUUGCUCUGAGCAAGCAUCUUGUUCGUAGCAAUGACAAGUUGACCGACCAGAGGGGAAGUCUGGCCUACGUCAGUCCUGAUGUGCUGAGCGGGCGCCCGUAUGACGGCAAGGCUAGUGACAUGUGGGCGCUAGGGGUGCUCUUAUACACCAUGCUCUAUGGUCAGUUUCCCUUCUAUGAUAGCAACCCUCAGGAGCUCUUCAAGAAGAUCAAAGCAGCAGAUUACAUCAUCCCAGAUGAUGGUGUUAUGAGGAUGAGAGAGACCACUCUGCUGAUUCGUCAGUUGAUAGAGAAGGACUAUCGACAGCGACUGACAGCUGCUCAAACACUUGACAUUGUCCACAAAAGACUCUCUAGAUUGUCCACACAUCAUGUGACUGAGCAUGCCCAGGUGGUGCCAGACUCUGUGGUCCAUUCCAAGACUGACGACUGUAUGGUACCUGACCAGGAGAAUGACCUUUCCCCUUCCCAUACUGCACCCAGUAUCGACAUGAAUGCACUCCAUCUCACGCUGAGUCCAAUGCUCUUUACAGAUCAUCUUCAAUUGCCCGUUCUGAGCACGUCCCCAGUCCAUACGACCCCUGGAUCCCCCUCGAGUAUGACCGGACCCUUUGUACCGUAUGUACUCACUGACUUCCCUCCAUCGCAAGUAGAGAGACCGUCACCACUUUUCUCAACUCAUAAUCCGUUCCUGGGUCAAAGUUCAUCAUCAUUUGCGAGUCCCUCGCCUUCUCGUCUCUCCCCACAAUCGCACUCAAGCAACCCCCCUGACACUCACCCUACCCCCCUCCACUCGUUCCCCCCUCAACCUCUCUUCUGUCAUCAUCGGUAUCCCGUUGCUCUGAACUUGUCGAAUGAGUCUCUCAUACAAAAUGACUCAAGAGGUGAUCGCCAAACAGACCAUCAUGUCAUGAUGACUGUCAAUGAAGCAACUACUCCUACUGGAACGGUUGAGUCUCGGCUCUCUCCCAGUCAGAACCUCAUGGAGGGAUUAGUCACGAUACGUCCUUCCAGACAUUCCUUCUCCUCUGCCAUUGACUCCAUCCCUGCCCCCAUACACAGACACAGCCUCUCUUGUGAGAGACUCCAUCUUGUAGCCACACAUAAUCAAACUCAGAGACAGCGACGGAAUUCCUCGAGUAGUUCUGAUCGUGUGAGGAGGCACUCCAGUCAAACUGUCUCCAUGACUGCUGCAAGCUCAUUGGAGGCCUUAAGACGGCGGAGGAGAUCACACGACGUUAAUGACGAGAGGUCAGAGUUAUUGGAAGGGCUCAGAAUGGCCUCGAACCGGAGGACUCAGUCCGUUCCCAUACGGAUACAAUUAAGCACCCCCACUGUGCCCACUACAACUGGGGGAAACCCCUAAUGAACUAAAUGUGCUGUAUGUUUGUUUUUUUUCAAAUUUCACUGCCUUUUUGUUUUUACUGUUAUGCAUUAAUUGACAAAAUAACAAAGUUCUCAGACUUUCACUGCCUUUGUUUUAUCAUUUUACAGUUGUGCAAAUGCCAAAAGCAAAGUCCCAUAAUUAUA
Halichondria panicea is the source of this 2114-nucleotide messenger RNA. RefSeq names its product probable serine/threonine-protein kinase MARK-B. The record is from RefSeq and is a predicted model, not a curated record. Gene Ontology annotation, molecular function: ATP binding; protein kinase activity. Bases 1 to 1950 code for a protein of 649 amino acids. The transcript is spliced from 6 exons. Gene Ontology annotation, biological process: protein phosphorylation. Lineage: Eukaryota; Metazoa; Porifera; Demospongiae; Suberitida; Halichondriidae.